Molecule: messenger RNA, 1350 nt
Organism: Penicillium canescens
Lineage: Eukaryota; Fungi; Ascomycota; Eurotiomycetes; Eurotiales; Aspergillaceae
Product: glycoside hydrolase family 71 protein
Exons: 3
Coding region: 1-1350 (449 amino acids)
Molecular function (GO): glucan endo-1,3-alpha-glucosidase activity
Source: RefSeq, a predicted model, not a curated record
AUGGAACAGCUUCAGUGGCUAACAAAAGGCCUAGGCCCUACUACCACCGCUACCAUGACAUCUGUUAAGUCUACCGCAACUACUGCGACACAGCCAAGUAGCACCAAGGCCGUUUUUGCGCACUACAUGGUCGGCUCUAUGACUUCAGAACAAGCCGUCAUUGAUGUGAAAGAUGCUAUGAACGCAGGAUUCGACGGUUUCGCCCUCAACACCCAUACAAUCAGUGCAUCGGAUACUUGGAAUAUCAAUGCGCUAAACUAUUUAUUUGCGGCUGCAUCUGGAACCAGCUUCAAGUUAUUCGUCUCAUUUGACAUGAGUUGGGGUUUGGAUGUUACGAAGCUUGCGGACUUUUUGGCACCAUAUGCCACCCAAGACGCAUACUACAAAGUCAAUGGCCAAGCCUUCGUUAGCACCUUUACUGGUGGCACUAUCUCCAAUGCGCAAUGGGAUUCUGGGUUCAUUCAGCCUCUAACCUCGACAUAUGGGAUCAAGCCGUUCUUUGUUCCCGACUUUGAUGACUUCUCUGGCUAUCCCAAUGGUGUUUUCAGCGCUUAUCCAAUUCUCAAUGGUGUCUUUAGCUGGGAGACUGCGUGGCCAUCGCCAGGUACUACUCCCACCAACGUCACCAGUCAGGUUGAUUCAGCUGCUUUGCAGCAAGCUCAUGCAGCUGGAAAGGUCUACAUGAUGCCAAUGUCGCCAUUACAAUUCAAGUAUAUGGGCAGCGGCCAGAACUGGUAUCGCAUCGGCGAAGUUAAUCUGCCAGAGCGCAUGGCCCAGGCCUUACAGCUUCAGCCCGACUUCGUGGAAAUUAUUACCUGGAAUGAUGCUGGGGAGAGUCACUAUGUCGGUGACUUUUGGCAAGAACAGAUUGCAGGCAGCAAUAUUGGCAACUAUGCCAACGGGUACGACCACAAGGGCUGGCUGCAGGUCAUUGCGCCGUUUAUCAAAGCAUACAAGGCCGGUGCGACGAGUAUAUCUCAGAUUGUUCCGCCAAGCUCUAAGCCUGUUGGUGCGUUUUGGUACCGCACUCUCUUGACUACUGCUAGCUGCUCUUCUUCGAUUUCUAAUUACCAAUCGGCUCGUGAUGCAACCAACUUUGCUGUUAUCUUGCCUUCUACUGGUUAUACCAUCAAGGUUUAUAGCAACAGCAAACUGAUUGGAAGUUAUGUUGGUCAGAAGGGUUUGAAUUAUAAUAGUGUCUCGGGACUUGCUGUUGGGAGUGGGCAGAUGAUUCAGAUUAUUGAUGAUUCCAAUAACAUUGUUGCAUCGGCGACUGGGACCAAGAGUGUUUUGGCAGAGAGCCCCAAUGCUACCUGCAACUGGAACUAUGAAGUUGUGGGGCUCUCUUGA